AUGGGUGUUAGAGCGUCUGAAUUGGCAGGGACUGCUGAGCCAUCGCCCGCCCUCCCUCAGAGCUCUGACACGUCUGGCGCGAGAAGUGUCCUAACUGGCAGUGAGUAUCCGCCUGAGAAAGUGGGCUGGCAUGAGGGCAACGACUUCAAAACACCUAUGCCUACUCCACGGCAGGCACAGGAACGCAAAUCAUCUGCAGUAUCUGUCGGCGGUCCACUGGACAUCUCUCGCCUUGUCACACUUCCUCCGCCAUAUCCUCGACAUCAUCCCGCCCUGAAUAACAGCCAUCCGAUGCUGGCCGAUCUACGGAAUGAGCAUCGCACAAUGACGAAUCACAUUGAUAUCCAGCAGAUCAAGAACAAUUUCUUGGAUCGCGACUUUGUUAUCCGAAAGCAGCAUAACGAACUCGCUAAAGAGCGCCGCGCUAGGCUGCAUUCAGGCAUACAAACGAAACUCGGGAACGGUACGAUGAGCUUCGCACAAGCUGCGCAGGAAGAAGCCGCAUUCGACAAAGAAGAAGCAGAACGUGGCAAAGCGGAAGCUCGGACGAACUUCGAACGCUAUGAAACGCAGGUCGCGCAGCCGUUGAACGAGCUCUUACUGGCACGGCUAAAAACGGCUGAUGAGUGCAUUGAGCGCCUGAAGCUGGAUCUAGAGACGAGCAACCACGUCGCUGACCCAAAUCAAGCACAGGAAGAGGGUGAUGAGCAACCCGAGCGGCUCGAGAAGUUGACAUUGCUCAAGUGGCUAUUUGAAGCGCGGGAGCAAUUGCAUACAGAGACAUUUGACCUUCACGCGAAUCGAAGCGAGCAGUAUUCGGAAGUUAUACUUACGCCGUAUCGGAUUCAACGAGCUCAGGCGAAAAUUGAUGAAGCGACUGCGUUCUUCGGCAAGGACAGCAGAGACCGGCAAUUGGCCUUUGCGCGAGACUUUGUCAAGCGGCACGAGGAGCUGCAGCGAAUCGUCGAGAUGCAUGUUAGCCGGGGUGUCGAGGACCAGAUGUCGGCUUUUUGGGACAUUGCUCCCAGUCUAUUGGACGUUGCCACCGGGUUACCUUCCGCACUCGAAGAACUCGAUAUCCACAUCCCCGAGCUCGAAUACGAAGAAAACCCGAGUUAUCACGACCACCCGUUGCAGUACCUUUAUUGCCUCCUCAGCCAUGCGGAAAAGAGUGCUUACCAAUUCAUCGAGUCAGAGAUCAACCUCCUGUGUCUGCUCCACGAAGUCCGUACGGCUAGUACCAAGGGCCAUGUCCGACUCGUGGAGAUUCAUGGCUCGGCUGCGAGCCCGCAUACUCCCGAUCGUGCCGUACUGCAGGAGGCCGAAGAGCGACUGACGCAGGAUCUCAAGGAGAAGGUGGGCGAGGUGGAGAAGCAGUGGAGAGAGGCGCUCGGGGAUGGUUUGGAGGACUGUAGGGCCAGGGUCAAAGGCUAUUUGCAGAUUAGUGGAGGAUGGGAGGAUGGAUUGGAUGGCUGA
Messenger RNA from Baudoinia panamericana UAMH 10762, 1476 nucleotides. RefSeq lists its product as uncharacterized. NCBI's taxonomy places the organism in Eukaryota, Fungi, Ascomycota, Dothideomycetes, Mycosphaerellales, Teratosphaeriaceae. The record is from RefSeq and is a predicted model, not a curated record. Bases 1 to 1476 code for a protein of 491 amino acids. The transcript has a single exon.